AUGUCAAUUCCUGAGCAUGAGGCGCAUGUGUUGAGAUACCAUAUUGACUACAAAUAUGGCCAAAAGCAUAAGUUGUGUUUCGUAUUGCAAGUACUUUUAGAUCCAGACAUACCAAACAAGAGCUUAAAUGAAAUCAAGAGUGUACUUGUCUCAACUCUUGCAUCACAUGGGCAAUUGUCCGAGGCUCUUCUUGUAUAUGAGGAGAUUAAGAAAGCUGGAUAUAAUUUGGAGCCAAAAGCUGUUAUAAGUCUUAUUGAGGAGUUCACUCAAUUCAAUGGGGAAUUGGAUGGGCUACUGCUUCUACUUAAGGAAGUGAGUGAUCUAGACUAUUGGGUUGAUGGUUGCUUCAAGGUUAUCAUGUAUUGUAUACGGAUCAAGAAUUUGAGUUCUGCUAUUCUCUUGUGCAAGCAACUCAAGGAUAAGUUUGAAAAUGAUGAAAUAGUAAUGGAAUCUCUUAUGAUGCGGUAUUUUCUCUAAUUGCAGCAUCUGAGUCCACUCAUUUACAGAUUGGCCUAGACUUGCUUUUCUUCACGACAGUGUCUUGAUUUUCUUCUAAGUUCUUGUGCGAAUGCCGGAGAUUUGAAUAAUGCUCGCUUGAUUUGGAGAGAAUACGAGAUUGCUGGAUUUCCUUACAAUGUAAAAUGUUACUUGAGAAUGUAUCAGGCACUUUUGGCAGCAGGAGAUCAUAGAUCUGCUGACUUUAUGCUUAAGAAAAUUCCACAAGAUGAUGCCGAGGUUUGUUCUGUCAUCAUAGCAGGUCAGGAAACUUACAAUGGUUUUAAUUCUGUAGGAGGGGAGAAAAAGCAAGGAAAAAUAAAAAAGAAAGAAAAGAGUAAGACUUGAAUACUAGUUCCAUCUUGGGAAGAGAGAUACCCAAUUUUUGUUUGGCUUUAGAAAUAUGCUUCACAAAGGGUGAUGUACCUGAUUUAAUAUAUACUUAACCUAUUGAUUAUCAUUGAAGAUGUUGGUUCCAAUUAAUUAUAUUGAGGGUGGUCCUACUUGAUUUAGAAUAGGCCUG
Molecule: messenger RNA, 1018 nt
Organism: Cajanus cajan (pigeon pea)
Lineage: Eukaryota; Viridiplantae; Streptophyta; Magnoliopsida; Fabales; Fabaceae
Product: pentatricopeptide repeat-containing protein At4g21880, mitochondrial-like
Source: RefSeq, a predicted model, not a curated record